AUGGCUAGUUCUUUAAGAAGUACUGCACAGCUUAUAAGUUAUGAAUUAAUAUUAAGUUCUGCUAUAUUACUUGUUAUUCUAUUAACAGGUUCUGUAGCAGAAACAAACAGAGCUCCUUUUGAUUUAGCAGAAGCAGAAUCAGAAUUGGGAAACAGAAACGCGGCUUUAAACGGAGCUAUGUUUACUAUCUUACUGGCUUUAGUUUUCACUGCAUUUCAAGGUGUUGAAUACUCCGUAUCUUCAUUCACCUUAUCAGAUGGAGCAUAUGGUUCAUGUUUUUACUUUGGAACUGGUUUCCACGGAAUACAUGUUAUUAUUGUAGCUGUUGCAGCUGGCUUAGAAAUUCCAGAGGAUUUACCGGGUAUUGAACCUCUUAGUAUUUAA
Messenger RNA from Phalaenopsis equestris, 384 nucleotides. Its product is annotated as cytochrome c oxidase subunit 3-like. Gene Ontology annotation, biological process: mitochondrial electron transport, cytochrome c to oxygen. Gene Ontology annotation, molecular function: cytochrome-c oxidase activity. Gene Ontology annotation, cellular component: membrane; mitochondrion. Bases 1 to 384 code for a protein of 127 amino acids. The transcript has 5 exons. Lineage: Eukaryota; Viridiplantae; Streptophyta; Magnoliopsida; Asparagales; Orchidaceae. The record is from RefSeq and is a predicted model, not a curated record.